Prorocentrum cordatum is the source of this 444-nucleotide messenger RNA. The record is from the annotation of a GenBank genome assembly. Lineage: Eukaryota; Dinophyceae; Prorocentrales; Prorocentraceae.
AUGAGCGGCGGUUUCGCGGACUUCACCAGUUGUGCUGAGGAGGCGUGUGAGGAAGUCGGCCUCGUGGGCCCCAGACCACCGGCGAGGGGUGGCGAGAUGGAUCGUGUCUUCACCGGCGACUCGCCCGAUGAUGAGGGCGAGUCGAAACUUAGUGCGACCCAGGCCCGUUGUGAGGUGGACCUCAUGCGCCUGGAAACGGAGAAGAAGGGUGAGAAGCAGGAUGCGAUCCGACUUAGUGGGAGGGACGGCGGCAAGGCCAUCAACGGGGUCGGCACUGGCUCGACAACACGCUGGACUGAUGACCUUGAUGCUGCUUGCCAGGUGGUCUUGGAGGACAGCCAGGACGCGCACAGUGUCGGAAUCGGUGACAUGAUAGGCAUCGGUGAGCAAGACUGCGACGGCAGAAGCGGUGAGGCAGGCGACGGAAUGAAGAGGCUGGAGCCG